CUGCAGACAAGAGUGGUAAAUAGGCACGGGCAGUGGAUCAGAGAUAUCACAAAGAGAAAUCCCCAAUCCAGGCUAAUUCCGCUAAUAAUGCUAGGAGUGAGUAUGGAAAGCACCUUGCUAAUUCUGUGACACCUGAAGAUUGGGAAGUGGUUUAGAAGAUGGAGACAUUCACUUUCGCGACUUCUGCUCAGGUAGCUCUGCCGAUACGCGUCAAAAUAUGUAAUCUAGAAGGAAGACAGAAACAGAUACCCUUUUCCCAACUGCUCCGGAACGAAAAGCUUCGACACCUUGGAUCGAACCAGAGCCCGGUUUCCGACCUCUACAUUACAGUGCAGCUAUGGUCGAGCUGCAAGCCGUUGGGUGUUCCUAUGCAAACCUCCUACAAGUCCUUUAAGACCAGUCGCACAUGGAAUGAAUGGUUACAAAUGCCGUUCCUGAUUAAGGAUGCCCCGCAGAAUGCUCAGUUAGGCAUCACUAUUUGGGACCUUGAUCCAAUGGGGGAGGAUUCAUUCCACGGCCAUUCAACUCCCUUUGGCGGCACGACAAUCCCCAUUUUCGAAGAGGAUGGAACCUUGAAGAAGGGAAAGCAAAAGUGCAAGAUCUACAGGCACAAAGCUGCAGAUGGAUACUCGGCUACCAUGACUCCAAGCACUCCUGCUCCGAAGCGUCGGACUGGGCAGUUUGUUGAAGAGGGCCCCACACCCGAGGAGUUGGAAUUAGAACGUCUCGAAAAGCUCCUUAAGAAACACGAAAUGGGAGAGAUUCAGCGGGUUGACUGGCUGGAUCAGCUCGUGUUCCGAGCCGUUGAAAAAAAGAAAUUGGAAGCGGAAGAAGCUGCAAAAAAACGCGCCUUAAGAAAUAAAGUCUCUCGAGAGAAAUUCUUAGCUGAGACAAACGGGGAGAGUAAUGGCAUGGAGGAUGACACCAUAGACGACCAGAAUUUUGUGCUCUACAUCGAAUUCCCGCGCUAUGACUUCCCCAUUGUUUUCCAAGAUUUUCAAUAUCCAGCACCGCCUAUUUCCUCCUUCUCUCAGCAUAACCCCUCGAUGAGCCAGACACUUCGCCCGCCGCCUGAGGUGCGUUUUGGACCAGGUAUUGAAGGCGCUUCCGAUGACGAGGAUUAUCCAAUUAUUAAGGUAUAUGACCCCGAAGUUGGACAGAAAGGGAAUCCUUGCGAGGACAAGCAUCGCAGAUUAGUCCGUAGCCACCGGACUGGGAUUAUGGACCGCGAUCUCAAGCCCAAUCCAAAGAUUCGCGACGAGUUGAACGAUAUCAUGUCCUACGGACCCACCCAGGAGUUGAACGCAGAGGAAAAAGAUCUCGUCUGGAAAUUCAGAUACUAUCUCACUCGUGAAAAGAGAGCACUCACUAAAUUUGUCAAGUCUGUCAACUGGCAAGAUGCCAAUGAGGCACGACAGGCAGUUGAAAUUCUUCCAAAAUGGACGGAGAUUGACGUCGAUGACGCUUUAGAGCUGCUUGGCCCAACAUUCGAUAACCCGGCUGUUCGGGCUUACGCGGUUGAACGCCUGAGAAAGUCCGAUGACGAAGAGCUGCUACUCUAUCUCCUGCAACUCGUGCAGGCCCUGAAAUACGAAGCCGUCUCACAACAUACAGAUGAUGAUCCUGCGCAGGAUUCGUCUCUGACUAACUUUUUGAUUACCCGGGCGGCCCAAAACGUUUUGCUAGGAAGUUACCUCCACUGGUACCUAAUGGUUGAAUGUGAUGAUAAUACAGGCAAUUCCUCCGCUCACCGUGAGCUUUUCGCGCGAGUGGAAUAUUACUUCAUGGUCGAGUUAGAAAGGGUCAAUCCUGACGAACGAAAGACGCUGUUGAGACAAGGCGAACUCAUCACCGUCCUUUCCAAGAUUGCUAAGGAUAUUCGCUUUUCCAAGGUUAACCGCACCGCUAAGAUUGAGCAGCUGAAGAGAUGCCUGGCAGAUCCUAAAAAUGAGAUUGUACAGAUUGAUCCAUCACUGCCGCUUCCGUUGGACCCCGAAGUCCGAAUCAUUGGAUGCUUCCCGGACGCGGCCAAUGUCUUUAAAUCAUCACUUUCUCCUUUACUAAUUAAUUUCAAGCUGUCUGAUGGACGAAAGUACCCUGUCAUAUUCAAAGUUGGGGACGACCUUCGGCAGGAUCAGCUUGUCAUCCAGAUCAUCAGUCUUAUGGACCAGUUGCUAAAAAAGGAGAAUUUGGACCUCAAACUCACACCUUACAGGGUCCUCGCUACCAGCGCGAAUGCCGGCGCCAUGCAGUUUGUCCCAUCCACUUCCCUUUCUGCAGCUUCGGCAAAGUACAAAGGUUCAAUUCUUGCCUUCUUAAGGGCAAAUAACCCAGACGAUAGUGAGCCCUUGGGUGUCCGCAAGGAAGCAAUGGAUACAUAUAUCAAGUCUUGCGCUGGAUACUGCGUUAUUACUUACCUAUUGGGUGUUGGCGACCGUCACCUGGAGAAUCUUCUCCUUGCCCCAGACGGGCACUUCUUCCACGCCGAUUUCGGGUUUAUCCUGGGUCGUGACCCUAAACCCUUCGCUCCGAUGAUGAAACUUUCCAAGGAAAUGAUAGAAGGAAUGGGCGGGGCAAACUCGCCUAAUUACUUGCAAUUCAAGCAAUACUGCUUCACGGCGUAUACCACCCUGCGCAAAUCGGCAAAUCUCAUUCUUAACUUGUUCAGUCUGAUGGUCGACGCAAAUAUCCCCGAUAUCCGCGUUGAGCCUGACAAAGCGGUGUUAAAAGUCAAGGAGCGAUUCCACCUUGAAAUGAGCGAGGAAGAGGCAAUUCGCCAUUUUGAACAGUUGAUUAUCGAAAGUGUUAAUGCGAUCUUUGGGGCUGUUAUUGACCGGAUACACGAUUUGGUCCAGGGGUGGAGAGCUUGAUGGAGUUCCCCCAUAUCAUUCUAUGCCGCCAUGAAAGUUAUGACCAGACCUAACGACUUAGAUUCUACGUCUUUAUCCAUGUGGUCAAGUGAACUUACUCCUAAGGCUUUAAGCGCACUGGCCUCUAAUUUUACAAUGCCCUGUAAUCUAGUCUGUCCGGAAGAUGGAUGCCUGUCCGAUUCCCCUUUUUCUCGCGCUAUCUUACCCAGAAGCAGAAGUUUUCAAGCAUUACAGUGCUGCAUCCGCUGUGCAGUCCUCCUCACCUUAAGCGAUAUGGGAGUAUUAGGGACUGUUCCCUCGCUGUACUACUAAUAAUAAGACCAAUAUUUUUGCACAACG
This is a messenger RNA of Coccidioides posadasii C735 delta SOWgp, 3209 nucleotides long. RefSeq names its product Phosphatidylinositol (PI) 3-kinase (gene VPS34). The record is from RefSeq and is a predicted model, not a curated record. Gene Ontology annotation, cellular component: endosome; peroxisome; phosphatidylinositol 3-kinase complex, class III, type I. Gene Ontology annotation, biological process: endocytosis; autophagosome assembly; autophagy of peroxisome. NCBI's taxonomy places the organism in Eukaryota, Fungi, Ascomycota, Eurotiomycetes, Onygenales, Onygenaceae. Gene Ontology annotation, molecular function: 1-phosphatidylinositol-3-kinase activity.